AACCCAUUCCAGCGCCGCGUUGCCGCUGCCUCCUAUCCCUGAUGGUGUAAUUGUGCCGUGAAUGCGUGCAUGUCCUUCCAGCCAGGAUACUUGAGGCGGUGUUCGGAAGCUCCAUAAUUGCUCAGGGACAGCCUCUCUCUUGUCGCGUCAUGGGUGCCGAUGGCCUCGAUGAGUGAAUCCCACUCGACCCCGCCACAACCAAGAGCAUUCGCCACAUUGUUCACAGUGAUAAUUUUCUCGGCUAUCACAAACCGAGUGAUUAUUGAUCCAUUCUGAUCUUUGUUCCAUACAUCUUCGCAGCACCAUGCGCUCAGUCAUCGCAUCCUCCAGUCGAGCCAUCGUUCGCACCCUUGUAACCCCCGUUAUAAGUCCAAGAGCCUUCAGCACCGGGCUCCCGACUCGCCAUUUCAUGCCCAGACAUGUCCACCGCUCACUUCUCCGACCGCAACCGCAGGCCCUCUCUCAACGCCGAUCCAUGUUCAUUCAGACUGAGACGACUCCAAAUGAAGCGUCUCUCAAGUUCAUACCUGGUGUGCCUGUGACGUCCUCAGGGACUCACGAGUUUCUCGAUCUUCGUUCUGCCCUUCCUUCCCCCUUGGCCACUCGCCUAUUGUCCAUCGAUGGACUGACGGGCGUAUUCUAUGGACCAGACUUUGUAACUUGUACAAAGGACGAUUCAUUCCAGUGGUCAUUAUUGAAACCGGAGAUCUUCGCAACGCUCAUGGAACAUUUCUCAUCGGGUGCGCCACUGUUCCGGGAUGGGGAAGAUAUAAGCGGAGCGGAAGAUACGAGAAUCCUCGAUACGGAUUCAGAAGUCGUAGGAAUGAUCAAAGAGUUACUGGAGACUAGAGUCCGCCCAGCGAUUCAAGAAGAUGGAGGUGAUAUCGAAUACAAGGGUUUCGACGAAGAGACUGGAAUAGUCAAACUCCGACUUAAAGGCAGUUGUCGAGGGUGCAGCUCCAGCAGCGUCACGCUCAAAAAUGGAAUCGAGCGAAUGUUACAGCACUAUGUCCCCGAAGUCCAAUCGGUCGAGCAAGUCUUAGACCAGGAGGAACAGAUUGCGCUGGACGAAUUCGCCAAGUUCGAGGCGAGGUUAGAAAAGAAGAGCAAGCCAGAUAUGAGCCAAUACAUGUCACACUAGUCUAUAUAGCGAAUGAUAUUCGUCCACCAUUACCUCCUCGUCGAUCGAUCUUUGUGCACUUCUUGGCCAUGCUUUGGUAAAUGACCUUUGUGCUGAGGUCUGGUCCGUCGGUCCAACCUCGAGAUUGAGCAAUGGACGUCAGUGCCUCCUUGACCUCAUUCAUGACAGCUGUACCGUCAGGUGAUUGCAGAAGGAUAAGGUAAAAUUGGGCCAGCAUGAUAGUCUGAGGAGUCAGGCGAGUUGUCUGGCUAGGAGCAGAGGCAGAUGAAGUCGGUGAUGGUGGGGCAUCGGGAUUGGAUUCGGAAAGAAGGCCGAGUUGUUGGCUGCUCAUAAGCGAGGCUGAGAGAACAAACACUCACAUUGCUGCAUCUGGAUCGUCUACGUCUUUGAGCAGUUCCGGCAUCGUGCUUUGAAUCUUGUUCUAUAAAGUCAGCAAGAC
Molecule: messenger RNA, 1580 nt
Organism: Kockovaella imperatae
Lineage: Eukaryota; Fungi; Basidiomycota; Tremellomycetes; Tremellales; Cuniculitremaceae
Product: putative iron ion homeostasis-related protein
Exons: 3
Coding region: 305-1141 (278 amino acids)
Biological process (GO): iron-sulfur cluster assembly
Cellular component (GO): mitochondrion
Molecular function (GO): iron-sulfur cluster binding; iron ion binding
Source: RefSeq, a predicted model, not a curated record